AUGACGGAACGAGAUGAAGUCGAUCUUGAAAUUCUAGAGGAAUUUGACGAAUUCCCUAUAUUUCCAACCCGUUACAAAGCCUCUGUCGUUGCAACCGUUCUGUUCCUCCUGACAUCCUAUUUCAUUUUCUACAGUAUCCAUCUCGAAUGCUUCUUUUCUGGUGUCUUAUUUUUUCUUAUCCUAAACACCAUUGUGAUUUGCGGAGCUUUUAAAGGAAGCGUUCCGGUUCUCUGGAUCACUGAAACUAUCUGCGCUGUUGCAUUUUUCUUCAAUGCUGUAUGCUGCUUGGUGUGCACCGUUCAUUUCUGUCAUCUGGUUUAUAAAUCUCCAAAUGAACCUGUUCUAGGAGUGGAACGUCAUCCGGUACUGGUCAUAGACAUUAUAAAUGUCGCUGGGGCUUGGGACGUCUUGAAUUUUGGAUUGAUAUUUUUAUGGAACUUUUCAGUCGCAUUCCUGAAUUACAGUAUCAUACACCUAUUUCGUCAUGUGGUCGAGCAUUUUGACGCUAUUGAGUCAAUGGUCUAA
This is a messenger RNA of Caenorhabditis briggsae, 525 nucleotides long. The coding region runs from base 1 to 525 and encodes 174 amino acids. Lineage: Eukaryota; Metazoa; Nematoda; Chromadorea; Rhabditida; Rhabditidae. The record is from RefSeq and is a predicted model, not a curated record. The transcript is spliced from 2 exons.